AUGGACGGAGCGGCGGAGCCCGAGGCGAACACGCUGGUGAAGCGCGGAGCGGGGGGCGGCGGCCGCGGUGUAAGAGGCAAUUGGUCUGGGAGUCUUGUUGUAGCCUCCUUAACUGGUGCUUUUGGGUCGUCUUUUCUUUACGGCUACAAUCUGUCGGUGGUGAACGCUCCCGCGGGGUUUAUCAAGAAGUUUUACAAUGAAACUUGGGAGAGGAGAUAUGGCUUCUCAGUGGAUGAAGGCACGCUGACACUCCUCUGGUCAAUUACCGUUUCCAUUUUUGCCAUCGGUGGCCUUGUGGGUGCCAUUAUUGUAACCCCAAUUGUGAAGUUCUUUGGGAGGAAAUGCACAUUGGUGCUCAAUAAUGUGUUUGCAGUGGCAGCUGCACUGCUGAUGUCCCUGUCCUUGCUGGCUGGGUCGUUUGAAAUGCUCAUCCUGGGCCGCAUCAUCAUGGGAGUGGAUGCAGGCAUUUCAUUAAGUGCCCUCCCCAUGUAUUUGAGUGAAAUAUCUCCUAAGGAAAUUCGUGGUUCAUUGGGUCAGGUCACAGCCAUUUUCAUUUGCAUUGGUGUUUUCACUGGUCAAGUUUUGGGGCUGCCAGAAAUAUUUGGGCAAGAAUCUCGGUGGCCUUUCUUAUUUGGAGCCAUCAUUGUUCCAUCGUUGAUACAAGUUGUGAUUCUGCCUUUUCUUCCCGAAAGCCCUCGGUACCUCCUACUCGAAAAGCAUAACAGGAGCAAGGCAGAAAAAGCCUUUCAGAGAUUCCUUGGGAAAGGUGAUGUGUCUCAGGAGAUAGAGGAAGUCUUGGCAGAGUCUCGGGCUCAGAGGAACACCAAGCUGGUGUCGGUGCUUCAGCUGCUGCGCACGCGCGCGGUGCGAUGGCAGAUCCUGACCGUGGUCGUCACCAUGGGCUGCUACCAGCUCUGUGGGCUGAAUGCUAUCUGGUACUACACAAACAACAUCUUUAGUGAAUCUGGGAUCAAUCGUGAAACAAUCCCUUAUGUUACACUAAGUACUGGUGGUGUUGAGACUCUGGCUGCUGUUUUCUCUGGCUUGGUUAUUGAGCGGCUUGGGCGCAGGCCUCUCCUCAUUGGAGGUUUUGGGCUGAUGAUCGUCUUCUUCGCAGUGCUCACUGUCUCCCUGACCUUACAGAACACUGUGUAUUGGCUUCCUUACCUCAGUAUAUUUUGUAUCCUUGCAAUCAUUGCAUCAUUCUGCAUUGGACCAGGUGGGAUUCCCUUUGUCCUCACUGGAGAGCUUUUCCAGCAGUCACAGAGGCCAGCUGCAUUCAUGAUAGCUGGGACAGUCAACUGGCUCUGCAACUUCGCAGUGGGACUGCUCUUCCCCUUCAUCCAGACUGGUUUGCAGACCUACUGCUUCCUAGUGUUUGCUGGCAUCUGCUUUGCAGGAGCAGCCUACCUGUUUUUUGUCCUGCCUGAAACAAAAAAUAAGACAUUUCAUGAGAUCAGCCAAGCAUUUGCCAAAAGGAAUAAAGUAACUUUAGAAAUGCAAGAGAUGAACCACUACCCAGGGGAGAGGAAACCAAGUGAAGAGCAAGAAUCAAACUUCACAUCUCCAGUGGACAAUGGGGAAACCAUAAAAGGGAUUGUGUAAACCCAGCAUGUUCUUUCAGGGGAUGGGGGAGAGAGUGCUCUUUUUAUUUAUAGCAGUGCACAACUUGUAUAUUUUAUGAAGAUCAUGAAAUGCUUCUGCUUUGAAAAUGUUCUAAGUGAGUAUGGGUGAACUCAUUAGCAGCUGGGGUAACAGCUGAGACAAUGAGGGGUGGAGGAGAAGCAAUUGAUAAAUUAAAUGAGAUGGAGUUUCCUUGGCACCUGUGAAGCAGGUGAGUGGUGAGUGGGAUGGGGAAUGUAGACUUGGAGAUGUGAAGUGGCAGUGGGGAGCCAGGGUGUUGAGCAGUACUGGCUGAGCCCCCCUGUGUGCUCACAGGGAGGUGGGCAUGCUCUUUGCAAGAGGAGGAGGCAGAGGCAAGGGAAGAGAUCCCAGUGGGGACGGCUGAGAAGCAAACCUGGAAUGGCACCAGAAUUAAUUUCUCCAUGAUUCCCAAGAUGUCAUUCAAGCCCCCCACGAGAUCUGACAUGGCACUUCCCUGACCUCCCAUUCCUCUUCUAGCUAUUUUGACUUUCAGCUGCGUUGUUUGAACAUCUCCCACCUUCCCACAAAUGGGUAGCUCUGGGUCC
Messenger RNA from Zonotrichia leucophrys gambelii, 2189 nucleotides. It is a transcript of the gene SLC2A9, whose product is annotated as solute carrier family 2 member 9. Gene Ontology annotation, biological process: monosaccharide transmembrane transport. The record is from RefSeq and is a predicted model, not a curated record. Gene Ontology annotation, molecular function: hexose transmembrane transporter activity. Bases 1 to 1605 code for a protein of 534 amino acids. Gene Ontology annotation, cellular component: plasma membrane. NCBI's taxonomy places the organism in Eukaryota, Metazoa, Chordata, Aves, Passeriformes, Passerellidae. The transcript has 13 exons.